GUCACGGCGGCGGAGGGCGCAGGCGGCUGGGCGCCUGGCGAGUGGACUGUUCGAGCCCUUCCGCUGGGACCCGGGCCCUGGCUCCGGCCCCGCGAUGGGAGCUGCUCUCCGCGGGCUGAGCCUGUCAGCAUCCUCGACGCACCCUGGUCCCUGAAGUCGGAGAAGAGCCCCUACCCACCCACACCCCCUUGCCCCAUUUUGGGUCGCCUGGGUCCUCAGUCCUAGCGGAUCCUCAGUCCUAGCGGCCACCGGGUCUGAAAGGAGCAAGACGAUGAUCCUGGCGUCGGUGCUGAGGAGCGGUCCCGGGGGCGGGCUUCCGCUCCGGCCCCUCCUGGGACCCGCACUCGCGCUCCGGGCCCGCUCGACGUCGGCCACCGACACACACCACGUGGAGAUGGCUCGGGAGCGCUCCAAGACCGUCACCUCCUUUUACAACCAGUCGGCCAUCGACGCGGCAGCGGAGAAGCCCUCAGUCCGCCUAACGCCCACCAUGAUGCUCUACGCUGGCCGCUCUCAGGACGGCAGCCACCUUCUGAAAAGUGCUCGGUACCUGCAGCAAGAACUUCCAGUGAGGAUUGCUCACCGCAUCAAGGGCUUCCGCUGCCUUCCUUUCAUCAUUGGCUGCAACCCCACCAUACUGCACGUGCAUGAGCUAUAUAUCCGUGCCUUCCAGAAGCUGACAGACUUCCCUCCGAUCAAGGACCAGGCGGACGAGGCCCAGUACUGCCAGCUGGUGCGACAGCUGCUGGAUGACCACAAGGAUGUGGUGACCCUCUUGGCAGAGGGCCUACGUGAGAGCCGGAAGCACAUAGAGGAUGAAAAGCUCGUCCGCUACUUCUUGGACAAGACGCUGACUUCGAGGCUUGGAAUCCGCAUGUUGGCCACGCAUCACCUGGCGCUGCAUGAGGACAAGCCUGACUUUGUCGGCAUCAUCUGUACUCGUCUCUCACCAAAGAAGAUUAUUGAGAAGUGGGUGGACUUUGCCAGACGCCUGUGUGAGCACAAGUAUGGCAAUGCGCCCCGUGUCCGCAUCAAUGGCCAUGUGGCUGCCCGGUUCCCCUUCAUCCCUAUGCCACUGGACUACAUCCUGCCGGAGCUGCUCAAGAAUGCCAUGAGAGCCACAAUGGAGAGUCACCUAGACACUCCCUACAAUGUCCCAGAUGUGGUCAUCACCAUCGCCAACAAUGAUGUCGAUCUGAUCAUCAGGAUCUCAGACCGUGGUGGAGGAAUCGCUCACAAAGAUCUGGACCGGGUCAUGGACUACCACUUCACUACUGCUGAGGCCAGCACACAGGACCCCCGGAUCAGCCCCCUCUUUGGCCAUCUGGACAUGCAUAGUGGCGCCCAGUCAGGACCCAUGCACGGGUGAGACCCUGCCAGGCCAGGAUGGAGGGGUGGGGGACCCCAGGAGACUCAAGCCUCUGAAGCCUCCUGUCCUGUCCCCCUGCCCACCCCCAGCUUUGGCUUCGGGUUGCCCACGUCACGGGCCUACGCGGAGUACCUCGGUGGGUCUCUGCAGCUGCAGUCCCUGCAGGGCAUUGGCACGGACGUCUACCUGCGGCUCCGCCACAUCGAUGGCCGGGAGGAAAGCUUCCGGAUCUGACCCCACAGCCUUUGGCCUGCUCACCCGACCAGCCUGGGCCGCAUUCCCUGCAGGACCUCCCGGGUCAGGCAGGGCGGCCCCCUGCUCCACACACUGCUGCAUCUUGGGUCUCAGGGACCCAGACAGAUGGACUUACAUGGAGCUGGGCACUGCCCUGCCUCAACAGGGUCCAUUGCCUCCUCGCCUCCAGAACUUGGAGCAGGGAAGUGGGCACCCUGAGGCCUCCAGCACCAGUUCCGUCAUUCUCGUUCCUGGGGAACCCCCACUCUGACCUGUUAUUAAAGUUCACAUUUUGAAUGCCCUCUCGGGCCCCGUGUGUGGGGAGGGCAGGUGAACUUUUGUUUCUGCCCCCAUUCAGGUUCACUGAGCCCUUGGGUUGAACUGGUUCGUGUCCCAGUCUCUUACCUGCCCUGAGAGCCUGGCAGGCCAGGAGUAGAAUGGGUCCCAAGUCUGUUGCAUGUUUGAUUUGGUGGGAGUGGGAUGACUGCAGCACCUUAUACAAAGAGCUUUCAUUCAUCUUGUUGAACAAAUGUUUCCGGGUCCCAGAUAAUAUUGAAGGCCCAGACUGACCCA
This is a messenger RNA of Homo sapiens (human), 2176 nucleotides long. It is a transcript of the gene BCKDK, whose product is annotated as branched chain keto acid dehydrogenase kinase. Lineage: Eukaryota; Metazoa; Chordata; Mammalia; Primates; Hominidae. Gene Ontology annotation, biological process: branched-chain amino acid catabolic process; L-leucine catabolic process; negative regulation of amino acid metabolic process. The transcript is spliced from 11 exons. Gene Ontology annotation, cellular component: oxoglutarate dehydrogenase complex; mitochondrial matrix. The record is from RefSeq and is marked reviewed. The coding region runs from base 272 to 1369 and encodes 365 amino acids. Gene Ontology annotation, molecular function: protein kinase activity; protein serine kinase activity; ATP binding.